AGAAAAGCUUAUCAAAGAAGAAAAAGACAUUUUUGACAACAUCUCGUGGGAAUACGGCGGUCCCUGGGAUUUAUAAUUGUUACACUGCUUAGUAGCUUUUCUCUCUCAUUUUUUCUUUCAACAUUUAUAAAAUGCUUUCUACUCGUCUUUUCUCUGCUAGACGUUUAUUUGUUCGACCUGAUUUUUAUCCCGCUCGAUUUUUCUCCACUGUAAACAUGACCAAACAACCGCAAUUUUUUGAUUUAACAAGUGACACUGCUACUGAACCUACUGAUGAUAUGUUUGAUAUGAUGAAAUUAGCCCACCGUGGUGAUGAUGUGUUUAAUGCAAGCACUUCUGUCAAUGACCUGGAAAAAUACGUUGCUAAACUACUGGGUAAAGAGGCUGCCUUGUUCUGCGCUACAGGUUGCAUGACAAACCAACUUGCCCUUCGUGUCUUAUUAACACAGCCACCUCACUCUGUCUUGUGUGAUGCUCGUGCCCAUGUAUUUGUAUAUGAAUGUGGUGGUAUUUCUUACCAUUCUCAAGCAAGCGUCUCUCCUGUCAUGCCUAGAAAUGGUCAUCAUUUAACACUGGAAGAUGUCAUGGACAAUGUGAUUACAGACACCUUAGCAUCUGCACCCACCCGUGUUAUUUCCCUUGAAAAUACCCUGAAUGGUACACUCAUGCCAGUUGAAGAAAUGAAGCGAAUCCACGACUUUGCUCGCCAAAACGACCUGAAGCUUCAUUUAGAUGGGGCUAGAUUAUGGAACGCAAGUCAAGAGACGGGUAUUCCUAUGCAUGAAUAUGGUCAGUACUUUGAUACAAUCUCGGUGUGCUUGUCAAAGGGUGUAGGUGCACCUAUUGGAUCCAUCAUGGCAAGCACACAAGAAAACAUUGUGCGUGCAAGACACAUCCGAAAGCUGAUGGGUGGAGGAUGGAGACAAGCUGGUUUUUUGGCUGUGGCUGCUAAACAUUGUAUCGAUACGGUUGUGCCUACCAUGAAGCAAACACACAACAUGACAAAGCAACUGGCUACAGCGUUGCAAGAGUUAGGCAUGAAUUUAAGCACGCCCUGUGAAACCAACAUGAUCUUUUUAGAUACUGCCAAUGCAGGCAUCACAGUAGAUGAUUUGGCUAAAGCACUCAAGCAGCAUGAUAUUUUGAUCGGAUCAGGUCCUGGCACCAAGACACGUAUUGUCAUGCAUUAUCAGAUUACACAGCAAGCCGUGGAUACGUUUAUUCAAGUAGCCUCAGAUGUAGUGGAGAAACGAAAGGCAGAUCCUAAACCUAUCGUUGUGGAUGCUUUGAAUAGCAGUUCUAUUUACAACACAAGUGUGUAACUUGUUUAUUGAAUAAAAUAGACAUCGACACCACAUGUAGGGCAAAAUUUAUAUGGGCGACUGACUUGCUUCAUGGUGAAUUGAAUGGAGAAUAGGUAUAAAAUGAGAAUUUAUAAAAAAAACAUGGUUUAUUUUUAUAAUUUCUGUUUGUCUUCUAGAAAAUGAAAAGAUGUACCAAUCACAACAUGAGCAUAAAAAGACAUUCUGCAC
Messenger RNA from Gilbertella persicaria, 1532 nucleotides. Its product is annotated as pyridoxal phosphate-dependent transferase. The transcript is spliced from 4 exons. Bases 132 to 1322 code for a protein of 396 amino acids. NCBI's taxonomy places the organism in Eukaryota, Fungi, Mucoromycota, Mucoromycetes, Mucorales, Choanephoraceae. Gene Ontology annotation, biological process: L-threonine catabolic process; glycine biosynthetic process. The record is from RefSeq and is a predicted model, not a curated record. Gene Ontology annotation, molecular function: L-allo-threonine aldolase activity. Gene Ontology annotation, cellular component: cytosol.